AGCUGUAAUUCAGUCAUAAACGAUUAUUAUAAAUACUAUCAACUUCUACCAAAAUAGUACACUUGUCUGUGAGUAUCCAACAGAAUGCAUUUCUUCGGUCUACUAGCCCUCUGCAUCGCGGCUGUCUCAGCCGUUCCCGCAAAUCCCCAGAGGAUUGUCGGUGGUUCUCUCGCCACCAUUAACCAGUACCCCUCGAUCGCUGCACUCCUAUACUCAUCAAACUGGAUCACUUACUCGCAGUCUUGCGGGGGCACCAUCCUCAAUAACAGGGCUAUCCUAACCGCUGCUCAUUGUACCAAUGGAGACGCUGCUGGCAGAUGGCGUAUUCGUCUUGGAUCCACUUGGGCUAACAGUGGUGGCAUAGUUCACAACGUUACUCAGAACAUUGUUCACCCCUCAUACAACUCAAGGACCAUGAACAAUGACAUCGCUGUAUUGCGGUCUACCACUUUGUUUACGUUCAACAAUAAUGUUCGCGCUGCUUCUAUCGCAAGCGCAAACUACAAUCUCGCUGAUAACCAGGCUGUUUGGGCUGCUGGAUGGGGCACAACUUUCUCAGGUGCAACUACCGGCUCCGAGCAGCUCCGUCACGUUCAGCUCGUGACUAUCAACCAGAACACUUGCAGAAACAACUACGCUACCCGUGGUUAUACCAUCACGGACAACAUGUUGUGCUCUGGCUGGAUCGGAGGUGGUCGUGACCAGUGCCAGGGAGACUCCGGCGGUCCUCUCUACCACAACGGCAUCGUUGUUGGUGUCUGCUCCUUCGGUAUUGGCUGCGCUGAGGCUCAGUUCCCCGGGGUCAAUGCUCGCGUAUCACGCUACACCGCUUGGAUCUCAUCUAUUGCUUAAGAAAUAGUUUUAAAAUUUAUUUUAAUGACUGAUAGUAUUAUUGUGUGUUCAUAAACAUUGAAAAUUGUAUUUAGAAAUAUAUUUCUGAAAUAUUCA
Messenger RNA from Helicoverpa zea (corn earworm), 948 nucleotides. Its product is annotated as trypsin CFT-1-like. Gene Ontology annotation, biological process: proteolysis. Bases 85 to 852 code for a protein of 255 amino acids. The transcript is spliced from 4 exons. Gene Ontology annotation, molecular function: serine-type endopeptidase activity. Lineage: Eukaryota; Metazoa; Arthropoda; Insecta; Lepidoptera; Noctuidae. The record is from RefSeq and is a predicted model, not a curated record.